Molecule: messenger RNA, 861 nt
Organism: Camelina sativa (false flax)
Lineage: Eukaryota; Viridiplantae; Streptophyta; Magnoliopsida; Brassicales; Brassicaceae
Source: RefSeq, a predicted model, not a curated record
UAAUAAUAAUAAUAAUAAUGACGAGAAAGAAAGUGAACAUGGCUUUUAUUGAAAAUGAGACAGCAAGAAAAUCAACUUUCAAGAAAAGAAAAAGAGGUGUUCUGAAGAAAGCUCAUGAGUUGGCAACUCUAUGUGACAUCCCCAUCUGUGUUAUCGUCAACAGUGCGUACGAGUCGAACCCGGAGAUGUGGCCAUCGAGAGAGGCGGCUGACAAGGUUGUGUCCCAAUGGAGGAUGAUGUCGGUGAUGGACCAGACCAAGAGGAUGGUGAACCAAGAGUCCUUUCUCCAACAAAGGAUCACCAAAGCCACCGAGUCUUGGAGGAAGGCGCGGAGAGAGAACAAAGAGCUGGAGAUGAAAAACAUCAUGUUUGAUUGUCUUAGUGGCAAAACUUUGGUUUCUCGUCUCCCGAAAUGUGAUCUUCGAGAUUUUGGUUCUGUCAUUGAACAACAUCUCAAAGAUGUUAAUCGUAGGAUGGAGAUUCUGAAGAGAAAUGAUGAUGAAUCAUCUUCGUCCCUUGUUCCUAUUGAUGCCGCUACAACAUCAAGUGCCAUGCCUAUGAUUGAGAUGGGUUCUUCAUCAUCAAGUGGCAUGCCUAUGAUUGAGAUGGGUUCUUCAUCUGUUGAAUUUCAUGAAAAGAUUCGUGAUCAAAGUCAGAAUACUUUGAAUAUGAAGAACACCAAUAAGGAUUUGGAUAUGAAUAAGAAACAGUGGUGAUCAGAAUUUGAUCAUAUCUUAAGUUUUCAUUAUUUAAAUUUUCAAUAAACCUUUAUAUUUGAGUUCUGUUUGUUUUAGUUACAUGUUUGGGUUGGUCUUGACAUGUUGUUGUUUUUUUGUCAUGAAUGAAAUCUCAUUUUCUCUA